UCCCAUAUAUGCGGAGAGCGAAGAGUAAAGAGCUAAACAAAUCUCACAGUCGGAGUGAGUCACUAUUUAUUACCCUUGGAUUGCCAUCACUUUGGCUGCAGUGUUCAUUCCAGCUCUGGACAGAUCACACUGUACUGUGCCAGCCAAUUCAAAGAUGUCUUUCAACAUAUUUAGGGAUUUGGGAGAUUUCCUCCACUUAUUCGCAAUAAUUCUGCUCAUGGUAAAGCUUCUUCGCACAAAAUCAUGCGCAAACAUUUCUGGAAAAACCCAAAUCCUCCACGCAAUCGUGUUUAUGAUGCGGUAUUUGGAUGUGUUCGACCCGCAUACGUCAUUUAGUUGUUGCUAUUACUAUAUCACCACGAUGAAAAUUGCAUACGUACUGCUAACAUUGCUGACUGUCUACAUGAUCUACGGGCCGUAUAAGAAAACAUACGAUCGCGAAAAUGACACCAUGUACAAUGAAUUCCUGGUGGUACCGUGUAUCGUGCUGGCAACGUACCAGUCCAGCGCCUGUUUCCCGAUGGAAAUCCUGUGGACUUUUUCGAUUUUUCUGGAAGCGGUUGCAAUUAUUCCGCAGUUGGAUUUGCUGUGCAAGAUCGAUUACGUAGACAACUACACUGUUGGUUAUCUGGUACCGCUGGGGCUUUACCGAGCGUUUUAUAUGCUGAACUGGGUCUAUCGCUACUAUUACGAAGGAUUCUACAAUGCGGCUAGUGUUGUUGCCGGUUUGGUGAUGGCUGUGCUUUUCGCACUUGUAUUCGUACGUCUGUACUUGUUGAAGCGCCGAGAACGCCGUUCAAUGAUCACCGUUGUAAUGUGAAUAGUGAAAUGAUUAAAGUUUUUUUUUUGGUGAAUCUCAAUUACCGUAGUUUUCAAAUUUGAAAUUGUUCAAAAAAUCAGUUUCUCUCAAGAUGGAAUAGAAUUAGAUUUGAUUUAUAAACAACUAAUCUUAACUCUCCUAAGAUGUUGAACAUUUGCGACACGUUCAGCGAGCCUGUCUGGGUCAUAUAUUUUGAGUCCAGGGACCUAGACUUAUCAAUUCCUUUCUUGUGCCUUCCUCGACACAACGUAUGGAUUAGUUAGAUCACUAAGUGAUAUGUUUAAGGAUUGAUGAAGGCACGUCUAUGCUGGAGCUCUGAUGAACUAAAACUGAUCAUACAUUGCUUUAUUCGAUCGUCGGUACCGGAGACUGUUAUACAAUUGUUCGUUCAGUAAGGUUUACAGUAUAUCGGAAAUAUACGGAAACAGUGCAGUCCCGCGAAUGAAGAUACGACAAUAUUGACCCCAACAUCCUUCUAGGGUUAACCCUAGUAAGAUGUUGGGGUCAAUUUGCCCCAGACAGGCACGCUGAUCGUGAAAAAAAAACACCUUGAAAUUUCAAGUUAUAGCAUGUCAUUUGAGAAUGAGGUGAAUCAUUAAAUAUUAGUAUAUAGAAAGUAUCAGUCUUCAAAAAUGACUUCUAUAUGCUAAGUAAAAGCGAAAAAGAAUGUAAAAAUUAAAAUAAAAAUCAUGAAUUUCAUUUUUGUUAUCCUCAAUACAUAAACAAUCAACCAUGUACGGCUCCGAGAAACAUUUCGAAUUAUAACCGAACCGAACAAUAACCGAUAAUAAUUUUAAAAGGCAUAUUUUUUUUCAGUAAAUCUUCAUAUGUAUUUAAUUUUUAACAUUAAUAACAAAAUAAAAUAAAAUGUCUAAUCUGAUUA
This is a messenger RNA of Aedes albopictus (Asian tiger mosquito), 1703 nucleotides long. RefSeq names its product ER lumen protein-retaining receptor 1-like. Gene Ontology annotation, cellular component: membrane; cis-Golgi network; endoplasmic reticulum. NCBI's taxonomy places the organism in Eukaryota, Metazoa, Arthropoda, Insecta, Diptera, Culicidae. The coding region runs from base 155 to 820 and encodes 221 amino acids. Gene Ontology annotation, biological process: endoplasmic reticulum to Golgi vesicle-mediated transport; protein retention in ER lumen. The transcript is spliced from 2 exons. Gene Ontology annotation, molecular function: ER lumen protein retrieval receptor activity. The record is from RefSeq and is a predicted model, not a curated record.